AUAUUCAGGCCUUCACAAGGCUGACCUUCAAAUCGAUGGCAAGGCGAUGAUACAACCUCUCAUCAGAGCCUCUACACGUCAGAUCAUCGCCUCACACAGACCCACAUCCACUCGAUCGCUUCAUAUCGCCAGGACUAUGUCAAUGCCCUUCUCUUGCUUCCCUUGGUCCAAGAAACAAACUACCGCCGCCCUUCGAACGUUUUCCGAGGAUCAACCCAGGUACACCCAAGAUCCUCCCGCUUAUAGCCACAGUGAAAAGCCCUCGUCUAGGAUGCCCGCUGUCGCAACCAGAGGUUUCGCGACGACCGCGCACAAGCAAGAGGUCAACGCCUUCAAACUCGGUUUGCCCAUGGAAGAAGCCAAGCUCAGGCUGAACAAGCUACAAGCCUUGUUGGUCGAGCAUAAAUUAGAUUACUACAUCGUUGGCACGGCCGACGAGCAUCUCUCUGAAUGGACCGCCUCGACGGACCAGCGGCGUGAAUGGAUAAGCGGAUUCUCCGGAUCAGCCGGGACUGCCAUCAUCUCCCGCAAGUCUCAAGAUGGCAACGAUGGCGUCAAAGGGGAUGCCUCGGCCUGGUUGUUCGUAGACAACAGGUACUGGAUCCAAGCUGAAGGGCAGACGAGCAAAGAAUUGUGGGAGGUGGUCAGGGUCGUCCCGAAAGAUUCUCCGGGGAUCACGAGUCCGUGGGAAUGGUGCAAGAAGCACGUAGAGGAAGGAGCUAGGAUUGGGAUAGACCCCAAGUUGAUCGAUUGGCCCACGGCGCAAUCGAUACAAAAGACCUUGGUGACCAAGAACAUCUCGCUCUUGGGCAUCACCGAGAACCUCGUCGAUACCGUCCGAGAACCCGACGUCCCCCCUUACUCGAAGACGAUGUUGGAAGACCAUCCUCUCGUCUUUUCCGGUCAACCUACUUCGGAAAAGCUCGCUAACGCCCGUCGAUCGCUGUUCGGCGAAGAUCGGGAUCAAGAUCCAGAGAACCACGGUGGGAUCUACGUGCUUCCCGUCUUGCCCGCCAUCGCCUGGCUACUCAACUUGCGGUGCCAAGGAGAUAUCCCCAACGUUCCCGUCUUCCGAUCAUAUCUCGCCCUGACGCCUUCCCGCGUGUGUCUGUUUAUCGACCAAGACAAACUCAACGAAGAGGUCAAGCAGCGAUUGAGAACGGACGGGGUGGAAUGGCGGGAUUACGGAGUGGAAGAAGUAAAGCGAUGGGUUCUGGAGCAUAGGAUCCGGGUGAGGGAAGAGAGUGGGGAAAAGGCGCUCGAGGUCGAAGGGAGGGUUCUGGUACCCACGAGCGCGAGCUGGGGUCUGGCCGAUGCGAUCGGACUCGACAACGUCAAGACGAUCGACUGCCCGGUAGAUACCGCAAAAGCGAUCAAGAACGCCACCGAGAUCGAAGGUUUCAAACGGGCUUACCUUCGGGACGGUGCCGCUACCGCGCGAUGGUUGGCUUGGCUGGAAGAACAAGUCAAGGAGAAGAAGAUGGAUAUCGGCGAGUGCGACGCUGGUGACAAGCUCACCGCAUUCAGAUCGUUGGAACAGUAUUACCGUGGUUUGGCUUAUGAUAAUAUCAGCGCUUCCGGACCCAACGGAGCCCUUCCUCAUUAUAUCCCUCACCAGGGUCAAGAUCGGCUCAUCGAUCGGGAGACGACUUAUGUCAUCGAUGCGGGUGGUCAAUAUCUUGAUGGCACGAUCGAUACGACCCGGACGCUACACUUUGGCACUCCCACUCCUGACCAGACUCGGGCCUUCACCAGGGUCUUGCAGGGUCACAUUGCUAUCGAGACCACACCCUUCCCUCAGGGCACCAAGGGAGACAAGCUAGACCCCUUGGCCAGACAGUUUUUGUGGCGAGAAGGACUGAACUUUGGACACGGUGUAGGACACGGCAUCGGCUCUUAUCUUUCUGUUCACGAGCUCCCUCCGGGUAUCGGUUGGGCGACGACCAUCAAACCAGGUCAUAUCGUCUCGAAUGAACCUGGAUUCUAUCUCGAGGGCGAAUGGGGUAUCCGGAUCGAGAGCGUCGUCGUCUGUAAGGAAGUCGAGACGAGGUACGCUUUCGGUCAGGCGCCUUGGCUCUGUUGGGAACGAGUGACGAGGGUGCCCAUUCAGGCGUCACUAGUCGAUUUCACCUUGCUGUCAAAGGAAGAAGCACAAUGGCUCAAGGACCACAACGAUUUGUGCAUCAAGGAAGUCAUGCCGCUGCUCAACCGGACCGGUGAUGAAAAGGCUCGAAAGUGGUUGAAGAAACAGGCUUUGUAGUAGAGAUAAGACGCGCUGCUGCUUCCAGGUUGCAAACACAAGAUGAGGACCGAUAACGCUAUCAUCAAUACUGUAGCGAAAGAGAGUGGCCGAAAGCAAAUACGGUCCCAACUGCUCUUUCGCGCACUGCAGACCCAAUCCACAAACCGUUCCUCAGUCCAAUCGAGCGCUUGUAGGAACCUUCCCUUCACUGCACUGUACAGCCCAUCUCAACAGCUUGAUCUUUUGCACAGAGAAUUUGCGGGUUGCAGUGCAUAUCCUUCACCAAUCG
Filobasidium floriforme is the source of this 2531-nucleotide messenger RNA. RefSeq names its product putative cytoplasm protein. The transcript has 16 exons. The coding region runs from base 47 to 2260 and encodes 737 amino acids. Lineage: Eukaryota; Fungi; Basidiomycota; Tremellomycetes; Filobasidiales; Filobasidiaceae. The record is from RefSeq and is a predicted model, not a curated record. Gene Ontology annotation, molecular function: metalloaminopeptidase activity.